Molecule: messenger RNA, 330 nt
Organism: Balearica regulorum gibbericeps (East African grey crowned-crane)
Lineage: Eukaryota; Metazoa; Chordata; Aves; Gruiformes; Gruidae
Source: RefSeq, a predicted model, not a curated record
UUGCAGGAUACAAAAUUAUGGAUAAUAAUGGAAUAUCUGGGUGGAGGCUCUGCCCUUGAUCUAUUAGAACCUGGCUCACUUGAUGAAACCCAGAUUGCUACAAUAUUGAGGGAGAUACUCAAAGGACUCGAUUACUUGCAUUCAGAAAAGAAAAUCCACAGAGAUAUUAAAGCUGCUAAUGUAUUGCUAUCUGAACAAGGAGAAGUAAAACUAGCAGAUUUUGGAGUAGCAGGACAACUAACAGAUACACAGAUAAAGAGGAAUACCUUUGUGGGAACACCAUUUUGGAUGGCACCUGAAGUAAUAAAGCAAUCGGCAUAUGAUUCAAAG